Molecule: messenger RNA, 18696 nt
Organism: Aspergillus versicolor CBS 583.65
Lineage: Eukaryota; Fungi; Ascomycota; Eurotiomycetes; Eurotiales; Aspergillaceae
Gene: nrps1
Product: nonribosomal peptide synthase Pes1
Exons: 7
Coding region: 1-18696 (6231 amino acids)
Molecular function (GO): catalytic activity; phosphopantetheine binding
Source: RefSeq, a predicted model, not a curated record
AUGGCCCAGCAUGCGCGGUGUUGUCUACCUAGCUUCGGUACCACCUCUGAUGGCCCUAAACGACCUGUUUCAAUCAGAACAAGAACAACGCCUUCGCAAAAUGCCAAGUUACUCUCCGCAUUUGAGCAUAAAUCACUAGAUUCAUUACUGAAGACCGCGUGGGGCUUGCUGCUCUACCGAUAUACUGGUUUAGAAGAUGUUUGCUUUGGCUAUCAACACUACGGUUUUGGCGAUGGCUCUUUGGGUCCCCAUUUGUCAGAUUCCGAAGGGUUGUUGGUGUGCAAGCUCACCAUUGAUGAGAGCGAUACGAUCAAUACCCUCCUGAAGAAAUUCCGGGAGAGAGGAGAUCUCGAGAAAGUUGUUGGUAUGGGUGGGGAGACCAAUGCCAAUGUCGAUGAUUAUUCGCUAUUCAACACUACCGUCAUGGUACGGGUCUGCGGUGACCGCGCAAAAGCAGGGAAUCCUGUACGACCAAUGCUCCCGACUAUUCUUCCAGAGGAGUGUGCUGCCCGUCUCCACGUCAAAGUAUUGCAGGAAGACAUCUGCAUCUUUCUUGAAUGGUGGAAUACAUUUAGCUCGGCGACACAGAUGGAAAGUGUCGCUCGCCACUUUGAAAAGUUGCUCGACCAGAUCCUCUCGGACGAGGACAUUGCGGCUAUUGACGCAGGCUGCUUCCUUGAACAUGACUGGUCCCGGAUUUGCGAGUUCAAUUCCGUAAUUCCCGAGGACUGUGAUCAGUGUAUCCACGAGGUCAUACACGAAAAAGCACGCCUUCAUCCACAGCGAGAAGCUGUAUGUGCCUGGGAUGGGAGCUUUACCUACGAAGAAUUGGACUGCCAUGCUACUAAGCUUGCGUCUCAUUUGCAAGCGCACAAUGUUGGUCCGGAGACUCGUGUCGCCCUCUGCUUUGAUAAAUCGAAAUGGAAUAUUGUGGCGAUGCUGGGUGUUUUAAAGGCCGGCGGCGCAUUUGUCCCCCUUGACCCAACUCACCCGACCUCUCGUCUGCGGUCCCUAAUCGGCUCAGUGGAGGUCAAGAUCAUCCUUUGCUCUAGAAAUAGAGAAGAGCUUUUGAGCACGGUAGCGGAGAACUUGAUACCUUUGGAUGAACAGUUCCUAGACGAGAUAUCUCCAUCACCUGCUGGAGCUGUCCAGCAAAACGAAGUGAACAGCAAUAACGCAGCCUACCUGAUCUUUACUUCUGGAUCAACUGGGCAGCCCAAAGGUACCUUGCUCGAGCAUAGGGCCUUCGUCUCGGCCGCAAUGUCCUAUGGCCAGCCAAUGGAUAUGGAUUCCGAAUGCCGGAUAUUGCAAUUCGCAGCACACACAUUCGACGCAAGUCUUUUCGAAUCGAUAUCCCCGCUGAUACAUGGAGGCUGUGUAUGUGUCCCGAGCGACAACGAGCGCCUGAACGACGUAAUCCAGGCAAUUAACAGGAUGAGAGUCAACGUUGUCUGCCUAACACCGUCAUUUGUGCGUUUCAUCAACCCAUCCAGCAUUCCCGGGGUAAAGACCAUUAUCCUGGUCGGUGAAGCAAUGUCCCGCGCAGACCUAGAAACGUGGUCCCAUAUCAAGCUUGUGAACGGUUACGGGCCCACAGAGAGUGCCGUCUGUGCUGCGAUCAAUACUGAAAUCCACAUGGCUUCUGACUGCCGCGAUAUCGGAUUGCCCACAGGUGUGCACUUUUGGAUCGUAAACCCAAAUGAUCACGAUCAGCUUGUUCCGGUGGGAAGUCCCGGUGAAUUGCUCCUUGAGGGGCCCACUCUUGCGCGGUGUUAUAUCAACAACCCGGAAAAGACGGACGAGGUCUUUAUCUAUAACCCUAAGUGGGCGCGGCAAGAUUCCCGCGGCGAUCGCAGGUUUUACAAGACGGGGGAUUUGGUAAGAUACAACUCUGAUAAAGGCUCGCUAAUUUUCAUAGGGCGAAAAGAUACGCAGAUUAAACUUCAUGGGCAGCGAAUUGAAUUGGGUGAGAUUGAAAACAAUAUCAGCACUCUUCCCAUGAUCAAGCACUGCAUAACAUUCUUCUGCAAAUCAGGAUUCGCCAAGGGGAAGAUUGUGGCCGUGAUAUCUUUACAGGGCAGAUCAUCUUCAAGUACUGAGACACUCAAGCUCUUAGAACAGCCGGAGAGGAAUUCAGCUGUCGCGGAGGCUCGGGAAAUACUGUUGAAAAGACUUCCGACUUACAUGAUUCCGUCCGUAUGGCUAUGCGCCGAAUUCCUUCCACUACUACCCUCCGGGAAAUUGAACAGAAAAGAGAUCGUAAGCUGGGCAACCAAUCAAACAGACAAUCUCCAAAGCCAAGAUGGGGAAUCCAGCAAUGACGAGCCUACACCAGCAACACAAGUCGAAGAAACGGUCGAGGACCGACUGAUCUCAAUAUGGAGUCGCGUCCUCGCUACACCACGAAGCAAGAUUAGCCUCGAAGACGGCUUUCUGGCUCUAGGUGGCGACUCCAUAGCUGCCAUAACUUGCAUGGGCUACUGCAAGAAACAGGGCAUGGGGGUUACCGUACAGGACAUCCUGCAAAGCAGAUCAAUUCUAGACCUGGCAACUCGCGUAAAAGAGAUCAGUCGGCCUAUGGAAUACCGAGAAGUGACUGAGCAACCAUUUGACCUUUCACCUGUUCAGAAACUUCAUUUCAUGAUCCGGGAUGAGGGCCAGGGUUACUUUAAUCAGGGAAUUAGGACACGAUUGAAUCAGCGGAUUAGUGUGAAGGAUAUGCGUCGCUCGAUCGAAGUGAUUGUUAAGAAGCAUUCUAUGUUGAGGUCUCGGCUUGUUGUUGAUGCUGUGACUGAAGGUCUUCAACAGCGUAUCACUGAAGAUGUGGAUUCGUCGUAUCGAUUACGCCUUCACAAUAUUGAAGAGGAGGCUCAGAUUGAUAGGGUUGUGGCCGAUAGCCAGUUGUGCAUCAACGCGGUAGAGGGGCCAGUAUUGUCUGUGGAUCUAUUCUCCUCUGGGGAUGACUAUUUCCUAUCCAUGGUUGCUCAUCAUCUGGUCGUUGACAUUGUAUCUUGGAGGAUUAUCUUGGAGGACCUCGAAGACAUCUUGCUUCAUCCCGAAGAGGAGGCCCCCAAUACCCAAUCUCUCCCGUUCUCAACAUGGUGUGGCUUGCAGGAUGAGAGGACACAUGCCCUGAGCGAAGAUUUGGGAGAUGUUACCACGCCCGAUUUCGCUUAUUGGGGAGUCGAAAACCAGGUGGUAACCUAUGGAGAUGUUACCUGCGAGACAUUUGAGCUUGACCUGGAUGAUUCUCAUUCGAUACUAAUGGGAUGCCAUAAAAGCCUAGGAACUGAACCAAUUGAUAUCCUUCUAGCGUCGCUCAUACACUCAUUUGGCCAGACAUUUAUAGACCGGCUAUUACCUGCGAUUUUCAAUGAAGGACAUGGAAGAGAAGUCUGGGAUCCUACUAUUGAUAUAUCUCGUACAGUUGGCUGGUUCACUACACUGUAUCCCAUCUCAAUCGCGGGUCAAGUGCCGGAUGACCCCGUUGGAACCGUCGUGCACGUCAAAGAUCUUCGGAGGCGCGUCUCGGAUAAUGGAAGACAGCAAUUUGCGAGUCGAAUGUCUGCUCAAAGCCAUCCUUGCCCGAUGGAGCUAACCUUCAACUACGUUGGCCAACACCGCGAUCUACAAAGACAGGAUGGCCUGUUCCAGCUCAUGAAUCAAAUGGCCGGUGAAACUGGUCAAGGCGGAGGCGCAUCUGACUUUGGACGAGAUACUCCUCGGUUUGCACUAUUCGAGAUUUCGGCUCUUGCUGUGAAUGGGAGGAUUCGCUUCAUAUUCUCUUUCAGCAAAUAUAUGAAGCAUCAAGAGACUAUCCGGACGUGGAUCGCUAGAUGUGCGGACGUGCUCAGGUCUCUGGGAAAAACACUCCAGACUAUUCCUGCGAAACCGACAUUGAGUGACUUCCCGAUUUUAUCUUUGACUUACUCGCAGCUCGAUAAUAUGCUGUUGAAGAAGCUACCGAGUAUCGGAGUAAGCUCCCCGGAACUUAUCGAGGAUAUCUACCCGUGUUCUCGUAUGCAACAGGGCAUAUUACUUGCUCGAUCUCGAGAUAGCUCGUUGUAUGCCGUUCACGACACGUACGAAGUAUUAGGCCUUGAGGGCAAGCCUGAUGCUGGUAAGCUUGUGGAGGCAUGGAAAUUCGUUAUUUCCCGCCAUGCGAUGCUACGAACUUUGUUUGUAGAGAAUCUGACCAGCCAAGAUCUAUUCUGCCAGGUGGUCUUGAAGCAAUGUGAGCCAUCUAUAGUUCAUUUGACUUGCUCAGACCAUGGCGAUGUGGUGUCGACAUUCAACAGCCAACAGCCUGCAAAUCACAACGGAUAUCAGCCACACCACCGCCUAACCGUUUGCGAGACACCAGGCGGCCGAUUGUUCUUCAGAAUAGAAAUAAGUCACGCGGCUAUGGAUGGUGUGUCAAUUGCAGUCAUCCUGAGAGACCUGCAGCUCGCGUACGACGGAAAAGCCGAUACCCAUAAGCCACUGUUCAAGAACUAUAUGCAUUAUCUGCGCAAUACUCCACAGGAAGCCAGUAUUGAGUACUGGCGCAAUUACCUGGCUGGAAUUAAGCCUUGCCUCUUCCCGGCACUUACCGACGGCAAGAAUGUUUCGCAGAAGCAGCUCAGAACUUUGCGAUUAAACUUCGAUUCUUUCCGUGAAUUGCAGUCUAUCUGUGAGAAUAAAGCUCUGACCCUAUCAACUGCUUUUACUGCCGCCUGGGGGCUCACAAUUCGCCUCUUCUGCAACUCGGAUGAUGUGUGUUUUAGUUAUAUGACUUCUCUGAGAGAUGCAAUGGUUGAGGAUAUUGAGUCGAUUGUCGGGCCUGUUAUCAACCUUCUCGCCUGUCGAAUGCAGAUAUCCAAAGAUGAGCCACUCCGGGACAUUCUGCAAAGGGUACAGAAUGACUGCAUGCAACAGCUGUCUCACAACAGCCUGUCAUUCAUCGACAUCCAGCAUGAACUCAAGCUAUCCGACACAGCACUGCUCAAUACCGGAAUAUCAUACCAGAAGAUGGCCAGGAUGGAAACUCAACCAUCUUCGAAAAUAAGUUUUUCACGAGCCUGUACCAUCCAGGAUCCUGCUGAGUAUCCGCUCUUCGUCAAUGUCGUGGCCUCGGACAAGGCUGCGGAAAUCGAGCUGAACUACUGGACGAACACAUUAUCAGAUGAACAGGCUAGUAAUGUAUCCAGUGUAUUCUUGAAAUUGCUUGAUGAUAUUGUUCGUCACCAUGGAGAUCAGGUUGACCGACUGGAAACCUUGAGCGAGUGGAAUAAGCAGCGGAUAAGGAAAUGGAAUAAACAACUUCCUGAAGAAACUGAUAUGCUUGUCCAAGAUAUCAUUCGAGAAAAUGCAGCCUCACAAGCCAACGCACCUGCUAUUGUAGCCUGGGAUGGAACUCUUACCUACACCGAACUUGAGCACCUGUCGUCGUGCCUGGCCACUUACCUCCUGCAACUUGGAGUGAGCACGGGGACUCUGGUGCCUAUCCAUUUCAACAAAUCCAUCUUGCAAGUUGUGGCUAUAUUGGCUAUUCUGAAAGCCGGCGGUGUGUGUGUUCCAAGAGACAAGACCCAACCAGGGAGUAGUCUUGACAAAUGGCUUAUUGAUAACGGUGCACACAUCGCAGUUACGUCUCUCAAUGGCGCUGAAGUGCUAGAGGGAAUGUUCCCCGUUGUCCUGGCUAUUGAUAAGUCGAUCGUUGAAGCCAUGCCAAGUUCUAGCACCAUCACCUUCAGCCAGGCACAGUCUUAUGACGAUGGCUAUGUUGUCUUCGAUGCCGAUGGGUCGGCCGUGAUUUUGGACCAACGCGCAAUCGUGUCUCGAGCAGCAUCUUUUGCGUCCGCAAUAAAUAUGGGUUCUGGAACGAGAACAUUUCAGUUUGCGCCCUACACGUCUGAUAUGUUUCUGCAGGAAUUAAUUGGUACAUUUAUGCAUAGAGGCUCCGUUUGCAUCCCCGAAAGUGGCUCCAUCAACAAACUGACACACUCGAUCAAUGCGACGGACGCGAAUUUCGCCAGCCUCACUCCGUCGGUAGCCUCUUUGCUUGAUCCGUCAGAAAUCCCGGGGAUUCAAGUGUUGGUUCUUUUUGGGGAGCCUUCAACAAGAGACGUUCGGAAACUAUGGUCAGAGAAAGUUCAGCUCCAUUCUUUCCUAGGAACACUUGAGUGCUCUUUUACCUCCAUCCAAGAAAUCAAGUCAAAUGACCUGGGUGAAUUUAUGACGAUUAAAGCCAGCGCAGGUUGCUGUUCUUGGCUGGUUGAUCCGUCCAAUUCUGCCCGCCUGGUACCCGUGGGAUGUGUUGGUGAGCUGGCCAUCGAGGGUCCCGGAAUCUCUCGCGGAUAUCUAUGUGAAGAGGGACAAAAGCAGACAGCAAAUAAUUUCAUUGAAAAUGAAAGUGGGAUUGCGACACACUCGCGCUUCCCAAGGGCCCGCCAGCAAAUGUUCAAAACGGGAUACUUGGCUCGUUACAACUCCGACGGAUCACUGGAGUACCUCGGAAAGAAAGACGGCGAGAUAAGCCAAAAGUCCCAUAUGAUUGCUCUCCAGAGUGAACUGGUUCUUGAUACAAUGGAGUUGCCGGGCUAUCGAUGCACCGUCGAAGCAAUUGAUUUGGGGGUUGAAGAAUACCCGGAGACCUGCGUUGUGCUUUUCAUUCUCUCGACAGAUGCGCAGCCAACGACGACGACGGAGAAUACGACAGUAAUUUCGCCGAAGACCAGCGAGUCACAUCAGCUUAUGACUAAACUUCAUGCUCACCUGGCAGCUUCAUUGCCUACCUACCAAACUCCCAGCCUGUACGUACCGGUGGUAGGGUUACCGUUAACCCCACUGGGAACAGUGAACCGUUCGCUACUCAAGGACGCAGUGCGAGCUCUUCCAAUUGACUCACUACUAGAGUAUGACGUGAAGAGGUUUGCGGAGUUCUGGCGCCACGAGUUAGAGAAACCGUCAGUUUCGGGGCAGCUCCUGCUGCAGCCAUUUUCUACCCAAGGUUCUCCAGCUCCAAAGAUGGUUGAUAAGAGUAUCAGGAUAUCGUGGGCCGGUGCCAUACAGAAGUCGAGGGCAAGAGAAUCAUUACUUUGUGCCUGGGCCUUGGCAAUCCACAGUUAUACUCAAUGUGAUGAUAUCAUUCUGGGCGAGUUAUUGAUGAGCACCGAAGGAAGCUCCCGAACAAUAGUGCCUCGACGAGUUCGAGUAGACAAAACGGAGAGUAUCACCGGGCUCCUUGAGCGCACAUGCUCUUCUUUGACUGGAUCUAAGCCUUUCGAGGCAGCAUCGAUUUCGUCAAUAAGUCAUUUAAACGCAGAUACUUCCCGCGCCUGCAACUUUGAAACUGUGCUCUCUAUCUCAUCAGUGGGGGCAGAUCGGCAAAAGAAGUACCUGGAGAGCCUAGAGGCAGAAGAAAAUGUACACCCCGAGCUCCUCGUGUACCCACUCGUUGUUUUCUGUACUAUCGAAGACACAGGUGUGCAGCUGGCCGCUCGCUAUGACAAUAGGGUUCUGUACCACUCUCAGGUUGAACAGGUACUGGAACUAUUUGGCGAGUGUAUAAAUGGUUUUGGACCAACUAUUGGGCUGAGGGAAAAGGUUGGCGAUCUUGCCAAACGAGGCGAAAGCCUUCAAGCCUUUAAUGACACGGUCAACUACUGGAAAGAAUACUUAGCCGAGCUUCAGCCAUGCCUAUUCCCAACGGCCAAUUUCAAAAAGGAACAAAGCAGAUUUGGUUCGGAGGCACUAAAAUUAUCGAAUGUGUCAAUGAUACAGGACGCAUGCAAAGACCUAUCGAUUACCCCGAGCUACUUCCUUCAGACUGUAUGGGCCUUGGUUCUUCGGUGCUACACUGGCAUGGACGAAGUUUGCUUUGGCUACUAUGUCACCGGCAGAAAGGCCUCUGUCGAGGUCUUACCUUGCCGACUUAAAUUGAAUGAUGAUCUCAAACUCCGAGAUGUCUUACAGAAGAGAAAAGAAGAUGUGGAGCGGACGCUGGGGUAUCAGAUGUCCCUUUUCGAAAUCCAACGGGCCAUCGGCUCGGAGAACUCUCCGAUCUUCAAUACGGCCUUAAGAUAUAGGAAGACUUCGACAGGAGUAGCAGAUUCCAGCAACAUUGUUUUUGGUCCGGCUUCAGAUGAGCUAGAUCGGUAUCUUAUCGUUGUUGACGUUAGCAUGUCUGGGUCUGCAGCCAAGAUCAACUUUGAAUACCAGACAAGCAACAUUUCGGCCAAUGAUAUCGAAAAUAUUAUCGAUUGCUUUGAAUGCACCCUUAACUCGGUCCUCACCCAUGUUGAACAAGCUCGGUCUAUUAGAGACGUGAAAUUUCUUGGAGCGCGUUCUCGCCAACAAAUGCGUGCGUGGAACGCAACCUUCCCUGAAAUGCCGAAACAGUGCGCGCAUACGGUUAUCCAGCAGCAGACACUUGCACGGCCUUCAGCACCAGCGAUCUGCUCUUGGGAUGAGAACUUCACAUAUGCACAGCUGGAUCUAUUAACGACUAAGCUUGCUCACUACUUGAUGGAUCGAGGUGUUGGCCCGGAAGUCUUUGUUGGUUUGUGUUUCGAGAAAUCAGCUUGGGCUAUCAUUGCACAAGUUGCUGUUCUAAAAGCCGGUGGUGCUUUUGCAUCCUUAGAUCCCGCGCACCCCGAAAACAGGCUGCAAGGCCUUGUUGCUGAUAUUGGUGCUCCGAUUGUGCUGUGCUCCACUCUAUAUCUGGAGAAGGUAUCCCGAGUAUGUAAGGCUGCGCUAGAUGUCAGUCAAAGUACAUUGGACCAAAUUCCAACUCCAUCAAACGUCAAGCCACCCCCGAUUUUGAGCGUAAAUAAUGCAGCCUACGCAAUCUCCACAUCUGGAACAACUGGAAAACCUAAAGUGACCGUCCUUGAACACGCUGCACUUGGGGUAGCCUCGGUGUCUUUCGCUGACAGAUUUGGGAUGGGCACAGGGACUCGUGUGAUACAAUUCUCAAGCUACACCUUUGAUGUGAGCAUAUUUGAAACGAUAAUUAUCCUCAUGACGGGCGGCUGUGUAUGCGUUCCCAGUGAUGAAGAACGUCUGAACGACUUGUCAGGCGCAAUUACGAGAAUGGGAGCGAACCUGAUAAGCUGCACUCCAUCUGUCACCAGUACACUGGACCCAAGCAAUGUUCCGACAUUGAAAACUAUUAUAAACGGAGGCGAGAAAUUAACUGAAAGUCAGAUCACCCGUUGGUCAGGCAGACGAAUGUUCAACGCAUACGGGCCUUCCGAAGCUACGGUCAUUGCCACCACAAGCCUGAAAAUAGACCAGGAUGGAAUACGGCUGGACGAUGACAGCAACUCUAUUGGUACUGCCGUGUGCGGAAGAGCUUGGAUUGUUGAUCCCCAUAAUCAUAAUCGACUCCUUCCUGUCGGGGCUGUAGGAGAACUAGUCCUGGAAGGGUACAACAUCGCUCGUGGUUAUCUCAACAAUGUCAAGAAAACGGAAGAGGUGUUCAUCACCGAGCCUCAGUGGUGUCGCACUGAAGGGAUGGGAAGUGUGUUUAGGUGCACUGGACGAAUGUAUCGGACCGGUGAUCUGGUCCGUUAUAAAUCCGACGGAAAUAUCUGCUUCAUCUCUCGCAUGGACACGCAGGUAAAGCUUAAUGGCCAGCGCAUCGAAUUGGAGGAGAUUGAACAGCAAUGUGCCACAUUAUCACCAGCUAAUACACAGGUGGCGGUCGACAUCGUGGUACCAGAAUCAAAAGCUGUCGCGAAAACACUCGCUGCUUUCUUUACUACUGAGGCACACCCAGCUCUGGAAGAGGACGUGUCCGCAAGCGUGCUACUUGGUUUAUCUGAUUCCACCCAAAAGUCAAUAAGGAAGCUUCACAGCUCUUUGAGCCAGGUUCUGCCGCAGGUUAUGAUACCUAAGCUCUAUUUCCCCGUCCGAUAUCUACCUCUGGGUACGACUGGCAAGCUUGAUCGCAAAGGACUCCGAAACAUGGUCCAGGCCCUUUCCAGAGACCAGUUGAAGCCUUACAUGAUCUCGAACUCUGGAUCUGGCCGGGAGAUAGAGCAAGCAGCAGAAUCGACACUCCGGGAUCUAUGGGCAGAGGUUCUGGAGGUUGAGCCAGGCUCCAUUAGUGCGGAGGAUAGCUUUUUCGGAUUAGGCGGCGAUUCCUUUUCCGCGAUGAAGCUAGUGGGAGCCGCGAGGUCCCAGGAUAUUUAUUUGACGGUUGCCCAGAUAUACGAACAUCCCGUCCUAACAGACAUGAUCGGGUGCUGCGAGAACGCUGAAGAGACCGUGGAACAACCAGACCUUGAGAAAUUCAGCCUUGCCCCUCAAUCGGUACCAUUGCAUGAUACUAUACACGAAGUCUCUGACAAAUGUGGCGUUGCUGAAGAUGCCCUAUCUGAUAUUUACCCUUGCAGCCCAGUGCAGGAAGGUUUGCUUACGCUCUCAAUUCAACAUCGUGGGGCUUAUGUUGCACGGUCCAUUUAUCGACUCGCGAACAAUGUUGAUAUUGAGAAAUUCAAAACCACCUGGCAGCAGGUUGCUGACGAGUUUGAUAUCCUCCGGACUCGAAUUGUCCACGUUGAGGAUGCUGGUUUCCUCCAAGUCGUCCUGAAAAGGGAGCGGAUUUCCUGGACCCUUGAGACAACGCUUGAUGAUUCAAAUGAUGAUCCCAUGAGCAACGAUGGAGGCCUCCUGGCCAAGUACGCAAUUGUUCAACUUGGACCCUCCGUGCGUUACUUUGUUUGGACAGUCAACCAUGCCCUGUAUGACGGGUGGAACAUCCCACGCAUUUUGAAGAGGGCCGAGGACAUCUACUCUGGCUCUCCAGGCAAGAAUUUAACAGUUUCGUAUAAGCACUUUAUUCACCAUCUACUCCAGCGUGAUAUAUCGCAAUCGGACGAGUUCUGGAAAUCAUAUCUGGGCGGCCUAUGCUGUGAGCACUUUCCCGCGCAGCAAAGCAAGGAACCGAGUUCCUCUGGGGCUGCAGGCAUUCAUCUCAGAAGUCUAGAUAUUUCAAGGACAACCGGGGUUGCUGACACCACCAUUCCCGAACUAAUUCGUGCUGCAUGGGCCAUCGUGCUUUCGGUGCACACCGGGUCUGAUGACGUCUGCUUCGGUGAAACCCUAAUGGGUAGGAAUAUUGAUAUGGCAGGAGUCACGGACGUUGCAGGACCCGUGUUGACAACAGUUCCUAUGCGCAUACGAGUGGGCACCAAGCUUCCAUUGGUCCAAUAUCUGUACGAUGUGCGACAAAUGACAACAGCUAUGAUACCUCAUCAACACCACGGUCUUCAGAGGAUACAGAAACUCAGCGGGGACGCAGCACUGGCGUGCAAUUUCCAGAACCUGCUUGUGAUACAGUCUGACAGCGGCCAGCUCAACCAAAAUAUAUGGAGCUCGGAGAACCAGCAGACUCGAGGAGACUUUUUCACUCAUCCUCUCGUUGUACAAUGCCAAAUAUCCGGUUCAACGCUAAAUAUCCAAGUCCAUCACGAUGAACUGGUUCUCGACAAUUGGCAAGCAGAAAGGCUGAUAGGGCGGUUCAGCUUUGUUCUCGAGCAGCUUCUUAAGGUUCCUCGAAGCAGUUCACUCAUGGUAGGCGGCAUUGAUGUCACCAGUCCUUUGGAUAAAAAGGAUAUUGCCAAAUGGAACCAACGACAGGUGCCAUGUAUCAACAAGUGUGUCCAUGACAUUAUCCGGGAGCAUUCUCUCUCACAACCACAAGCGCCUUCCAUUUGCUCAUGGGAUGGGAACCUUAACUAUCGGGAAAUGUUUGAACUUGCCUCCUCCUUCGCGGAAUACCUGGUAUCUUCUGGAGUAGGUCCGGAAACUUUUGUCCCAAUCUGUGUGGACAAGUCUCUUUGGGCAAUAAUCACAAUACUAAGCGUCCUUCUGGCGGGAGGAGCCUUUGUUCCGCUCGACCCUUCGCAUCCGACCUCGAGGCACAAAGAGAUCCUGGAAGAGAUAGAGGCAGAUAUCAUACUCUGUUCUCCACAUUUACGCAACCGCUAUCUAGGCUCUGUUGGCACAAUUGUCCCUGUGAGCAGAGACACCAUCACGGCCUACGCUGCUGUCACAGCCAACAAGAACUCGCGCUCCAGCCUUUCGCCAUCCAAUAUGGCAUAUGCGAUAUUUACUUCAGGCAGUACAGGCCGUCCUAAAGGGAUAGUAAUUGACCACCGCGCAUUAUGCAGCAGUAUCAUGGGCUUUGCUUCUGUUAUGCAUCUGAACAAGGACUCCAGAGUAUUCCAAUUUGCGUCCCUUACCUUCGACGCGGCCAUAUUAGAGGUUCUCGGAACUCUAAUGCUGGGUGGCUGCAUCUGUGUUCCAAGUGAUGAUGAACGAUUGAACGAUAUUCCAGGAGCAAUGCAACGAAUGAAUGUCUCAUGGACGUUCUUGACGCCUUCUGUCGCCUCUAUCCUUGAACCAUCAUCUGUACCCUCCUUGAAAGUCCUUUCCUGCGGAGGGGAAGCACUAUCUCGCGAAGUGGUAAUGAAAUGGGGAAACAGACUGAAGUUCCUUGGAGGCUAUGGUCCUACUGAAACAGUCGUAUUUGCAGUUGUGAACAACGACUUUGUCAACCAUGGCUUCUCCUGUAUCGGCUAUGGAAUCCCGUGCACUUUAACUUGGAUAGUUGAUCCUGAGGACCAUCACCGACUGAUGCCUUUGGGGACGGUUGGCGAACUUGCAUUAGAAGGGCCGGCUCUUGCAAGGGAAUAUCUCAACAAUCCUACGAAGACAGCGGACACUUUUGUCAAUGAACCUGCUUGGACCAAGGACUUUCCAAGCUCAUUGUCUUCUCCUAGGAGAAUCUACAAGACUGGCGACCUUGUUAAGUAUAAUCCCGAUGGAUCGAUAGAGUAUAUUGGCCGCAAGGAUCACCAGGUCAAGCUUCAUGGACAGCGUAUGGAGCUCGGGGAGAUCGAACAUCGCUUGCUUGAAAGCCAGAAUGUUCGAAGUGCAGUUGUCAUUCUUCCUCAUACUGGUCCCCUCCGACAGAAGCUAGCUGCAGUUAUUUCUCUUAAGUCACUGGCAGGUGACUCAACCACAAUUACAACAGGAGCCUGCGAGCUGGUGAGCCAAAGGGACAUGUUGGGAGGCGGACAUCAGGAAGCCAAGGCAAUCCAAAAGAGCAUCGAAGCGCAACUGCCUCAUUACAUGGUCCCACAAGUUUGGGCAGUUGUUAAAAGCAUUCCGAUGCUUGUUUCUGGAAAAUUGGACAGGAAGAGAGUCACAAGUUGGCUUGAGCAACUUGAGGACUCCGUAUACGAUCGGAUGAUGCGGGACUACGACGAUGCGAGUCAUGACAUUAUGGAGGGGAAAGUGCAAGAAAAUGAAGAUGAAGCCCCCGCACUUCUUCGAGAGAUCUUUUCCCAGGUCUUAAAUCUACCGUUGCACAAGAUCGAUACAAGCCGUUCAUUUAUCUAUCUUGGUGGGGACAGCAUCACCGGAAUGGCGGUGGUAUCAAAAGCGCGUAAGCGUGGAUUAAAUCUACCUCUCAACCGUAUUCUCCAAAGCAAAUCCAUUGCUGAGCUUUCUACAAGCCUUGGGGCUAAGCCACGCCAAGUCAAGUCUGAGGGAGAUUCAAGCGGUGCCUUUCAACUGUCUCCAAUUCAAAAGCUAUUCUUCCGCUCAUCGCCUGCCGUACCCAAGAACAUUGGGCGGUUUAACCAGAGCAUGACUGUUAGCCUCAAGCAGAGAGUGCAACCAAGUGUACUGGAGAAUGCUUUACGGGCUGUUGUCCAAAAGCACCCCAUGCUUAGGGCACGCUUCGUCAAGUCCAAGGAAGGAGCAUGGCACCAAGUUGUUACAAACGAGAUUGAUCCAUCUUACAAAUUUCGAACUCACUCUGUCAAAAACUCCAAUGAGAUGUUAAGCGGAAUCGCAGAUACUCAAUGCUCUUUGGACGUUGAGACAGGACCUGUAUGUGCUGCAGACCUCUUCGAAAAGAACGGCCAGCAAGUUCUAUUUUUGGUAGCGAGUCAUCUGUGCGUGGAUGUCGUCUCCUGGCGCAUCGUUCUUCAGGAGCUUGAAGAUUUCGUUCGCACUGGGUCACUAUCUUCCGAUGCACCGCUUUCAUUCCAAUCCUGGUGCAAUGUACAACGUGAGAGCAGCAAAACCACCAAGUCCGUCGAAGUUCCCUGCGAAUUGCCCAACAUUGGUUACUGGGGCAUGACUCAAGUGCCCAACAACUAUGGACAAGUCAAGAUGCAAAGUUUCACUUUGGACAAACAAACCACUGCAUUUAUUUCCGGGAAAUGCCACGAAAUCCUUCGAACCGAGACAAUUGAGGUUUUGCUUACUGCUGUUCUUCAAUCGUUCAGCCGCAUCUUUACCGAUAGAAAUGCUCCCACGAUCUAUAAUGAAGGUCAUGGGCGUGAAGCUUGGGAUUCUUCUGACCCUUCUGGAACAGUUGGUUGGUUUACCACUCUAAACCCCAUACGUGCUCAAACGCGUUCAGAUCUUCUCGAAACGAUGAAGCGUGUUAAAGACACACGGCGUCAGAUUGCUGCGCUCAGUCGCACUUUCUUCGCACAGGAUGUUCUCCACAACAAUAGCAACAAAUUUCCUGUACCACUUGAGAUCCUCUUCAACUACCUCGGCAAGCUUCAGCAGCUGGAACACGAUGAAUCAAUUUUCCAGCACUACGGCGAUUUGUUCAACGCCGAGACGAUGGAUUCCGCUGGGGAUAUGGGAUCUGAGACACCGAGAUUCUCCCUCUUCGAGAUCACCGCGGUGAUAAUAAAGGAGCAACUACAUGUCUCAUUCACCUACAAUCGCACUAUGCACCACCAGGCCCGAAUCCAGGCCUGGAUGACCGAGUGUAAACGCGUUCUCGAAAUCGAUAUGCCCAACCUCAGGAACGUUACAUCGGAGCCUACACUGAGCGAUUAUCCUUUACUCCCCAUAACAUACGAUGGGUUGAAAGAUCUUACCGAGAAUACGCUUCCGAGACUUGAUAUAUCACACUGGGACCAGGUGGAAGACAUAUACCCCUGCUCUCCGAUCCAGGAGGGUAUCCUCCUCAGCCAGCUCCGUGAUCCGCACGAGUAUAUCUUCAAUGUAAUUUUUGAGAUGCGAUGCUCCCGAGAAAAGAAAAUUGAUUUAAUGAAACUGAGAAACGCUUGGUUGAUGGUUGUCUCACGUCACCCUAUCCUGAGAACAGCUUUCGUUGACAGCAGCUGCAAAGGCGAGUCCUUCGACCAAAUAGUGGUCAAGGGAGCGAGGGAGACAAUAGUGGAAAUUGAGUGUGACGAUUCGUCUGCGCUCAGCAAACUCGACACCAUCAGUCUUCGGGACUGCGACAAGUCCACAAAACUCUAUCAUCAGCUGGUCUUCUGCAGAACAUCUACUGGGAGAAUACUAGUGAAGUUUGAACUGAAUCACCUCAUUGUUGACGGUGGAUCUUUUUCAAUUCUAAUGCGGGAGCUGGCGUUAGCCUACAGAAAUCAACUUCCACCAGGAUCAGGGCCAUUAUUUAGCGACUAUAUCAAAUACCUCAGGGGAGAAUCCUCUGUCCAAGCCCUGAAAUACUGGAAGAGGCGCCUCGCCGGUGCCCGUCCGUGUCAUUUGCCAGUUGCUACGGGUAAGGACGGUGCCCACCAACUAGGUACUCGCAUGGUGCCAUUUGGUAGGUUCGCCGAGCUUCAACGUUUUUGUGAGACGAAUUCGAUCACUCUUGCAAACCUAGUACUUGCAGUAUGGGCAAUAUUCCUGCGCAGUUAUACACAUUCUGACGAUGUCUGUUUCGGAUACCCAUCCACCGGCCGUGACUUGCCCGUUUCCGGGAUCCAGGAUGCGGUGGGUAUCUUCAUCAACAACAUUUGCUGCCGAGUCAAGUUCCAGUCGGGUCAGACGCUACUCGGUCUCUCCAAGUCUGUGCAAGAAGAUCAUAUCAAUAGCCUUGCCUAUCAACACGCUUCGCUCGCAGAGAUACAACAUGCACUUGGUAGACAAGGCAAGCCUCUGUUUAACACUUGUAUCUCCAUACAAAAUCACUCAGCUGAUAAGGUUGAGAUUGCGGGAAUCGCAUAUGAAUUCCAAAAGGCGCACGAUCCUUGCGAGUACCCGCUUACUGCCAAUGUUCAGACUGCACGAGGCCAUGAGGGGAUCUUGCUGAGAUACUGGGCUAAUGCCAUCACAGAGGCAGAAGCAGCCACUUUUGCCGGUACUGUUGCGAGGAUCCUCACCUAUUUUGCGGAAGGCCCCUCCACGCCAAUUUCAAGUCUGGAGAUCGGAGUGAAAGAGAAUAUUAGGGUUACAGAGCAUCUUAUAGACCAGGACUCACUUGAAAAGAUUGUUGAUGAACGUAUCAAGGUCAUUAUCAAGCAGAUGCUCGGUGACAGCAAACUCGCAUCGUCUCUGGUCAAAACCCACGACGAAGGUCUAUCAAGAAAUAUCCGUGAUAAUAUCGAGAACUCACUUCAAAUCUCAGCUGUUGCGAGGGAAAUGACGCCUUCAGAGUCCAUGCAAACACUUACCCCAGACGACAAAGUUUCGACCACCAUCGAGAAUCAGCUUUGGAGAAUUUGGAGCAUGACAUUAGGACUGCCACCACACCCCAUAAAGUACCAAGACAGCUUCUUCAAGCUAGGUGGUGACAGCAUCACGGCCAUGAAAAUGGUUCGCGCUGCACGAGAUGAAGGAAUAAAAUUGAGCGUUGGUGAUGUGUUUCAGCACCCUGUGUUUGAAACAUUGGCAUCUUUAAUCAAUGGCAGGGCGAAGCCAGUGACAUCAAACCUCAUGGCCAAACAUGUGGAGAAUAUGGACAAUAUGAAGAACAUUCAGACUAUGGAGAAGCUGGCUGAAGAUAGGCCUAUACUACCAAGAAUCGAAUCCUCCCAGGAACUAUCCAUCUUGAGGCCGAUCGAGCUUGAUGAAACGUCCCUGCGUGCGGCAAUCUGUCCCAAGAUUGGUGUAUUCAAAGGGGGCAUAGUCGAUGUUUUGCCUGUCACAGAUUUCCAAUCUCUCUCCCUCGCAGCGACAAUGUUUGAGUCAAGAUGGAUGCUAAACUAUUUCUACCUCGAUGGAAAGGGUUCGUUGGACAUCCGGAGGUUGAGGGAAAGUUUCCUCCGCGUCGUUGACGCUUUCGACAUUCUCAGGACAGUCUUCAUAAGCUUUCAUGGACAAUUUUUCCAGGUUGUCCUGCGCAAGAUUCGUCCUGAUAUUUUUGUCCAUGAAACAGAGCAGGGUUUAGACGAAUAUACUAAGUCCUUGCAGCAGCGAGAUCGGAGCGAGCCUCCAGGGCAAGGGGUGCAAUAUGUGCAGUUUUAUGUCGUCAGAAAAGUCAACAGUGACGAACACCGAAUCCUCAUACGCAUGUCGCAUGCUCAAUUUGAUGGUGUUUGCCUAUCAAAAAUCAUGACUGCUAUUAAAAUGGCCUACGAAGGAAGCCCUGUUUCACCUUCGUCUUUCUUGGGUUAUAUGCGACUCCUACCUGGAACAAUUACACCUGAACACUACCAACACUGGAGUACUUUGCUCAAGGGGUCGAGGAUGACAGAGAUUGUGCAGCGAGACAGGCCAAAUACAUUCCAACAUAUAGGUGGCUUUGCGGAACAAAAGAAGGUUAUAGAGAUUCCCUCUACUGCAACAGAGAGUGUCACUAUCGCCACUGUAAUGCAAUCUGCAUGGGCUGUCACCCUUGCCAAAUUGUGUGCCCAGGAUGAUGUCGUCUUCGGCCUCACUGUCAGCGGAAGAAAUGCAGUUCCUGGGGUCGAAAACACCGUAGGACCAUGUCUGAACCACAUCCCUAUUAGGGUUAGGUUCAAGGAUCGCUGGACUGCACUGGACCUGUUCCGCUUCCUCCAGGACCAGCAAGUAGCGAAUAUGGCCUACGAAUCCUUGGGCUUCAGGGAGAUUGCCAGGUACUGCACAGACUGGCCAGAGUCGACGUACUUCACCACAUCCAUAUUGCACCAGAAUGUCGACUAUGAAGGGGAAAUGCAUCUUGACAACAACCCCUACAGGAUGGGUGGCGUGGGUGUCAUUGACAAUUUCACCGACCUCACACUCUUUUCUAAACCGGUAGCUGGCCAACCCAGCCAACUCACCGUUUCCCUGGGAUACUCGCUCAAAGGACCUAUGCAUCCCAGCUUCGUUUCAACAGUCCUUGAUAUGGUCUGCGACACAGCACAGAGCUUUGUCGCAAACCCCAACGUUGCACUUCCUUCUCCAUCCACGCUCCGCUCCCUACCUCCGCAGCGCGUUAAAGAUAUCCCCGCCAUCUCAGGUAGCGACAGCUACCUUCUUUCUUCAUUAAAUAACCGCAGUCUAUCAGAGAUCCUAGCACACUCUGACCUCAUUACCCGCAUCUGGCAGCAAGUCCUGCCGACCAAAUCAAGUGCGAGCAAACCACAAACACCAUUCCAGCUCGACUCCUCUUUUUUCAGACUUGGCGGAGACAUUGUGAGCAUGGCACAGGUUGUUUGGAUCCUAGAGCAAGAAACUGGCCUGCAUAUCCGCCUUGAAGACCUUCUGGCACACUCGACGUUCCUUGGCCAUAUGGCCGUACUGGCUUUCAAUCUCGCUGGCCCUGAUGCGGGAUCCGAGAACUCUUCAGACGUCGCGCCAGCCUAUGUCCCUGCCGAUGUGUCGAAGACAAUGUCCCUUCCGGCACAGGAAGUAUUGCCCAUUAUUCCUGUUAAGGGCGAAUGGAGUGCCCUGGACAGGGCUAGACUUUUAGCGAAGAAAAUCACCAAGCUUGGUGGCUUGUCUGCGCGUGCGUGA